Molecule: messenger RNA, 2284 nt
Organism: Diospyros lotus (date-plum)
Lineage: Eukaryota; Viridiplantae; Streptophyta; Magnoliopsida; Ericales; Ebenaceae
Product: protein trichome birefringence-like 23
Exons: 3
Coding region: 505-1872 (455 amino acids)
Cellular component (GO): Golgi apparatus
Molecular function (GO): O-acetyltransferase activity
Source: RefSeq, a predicted model, not a curated record
CUCCAUUCCCCCUGAUCUUAGACCCUAAACAAUUUUACUUUACAAAUUAACGUUUCAAAAAUUUUCAGCUUCGCAUUUCAUUUUCCCCCCAAUUUUCCUGGCAUCCAAACACGUAAGCUUUAUUAUUGUUAACGUUCGAUUAGUCAUUAUGAAGGUUCGAGAAACUUGAAACAGAAACUAAAGAAAAACAAAAGACAUUCAUGUGCAGUACCUACUUUACAGUGCAGCUACAUCUAAGAUGAAGUGAAUGCAUUUGAUGUAAACCACCACCCGUAAAAAGCCUUCUUUUAUUCUUGUAAUUGUCUCCCACAUUUUCAAGCAAAAUUUAGAAGCUUCGUCCAUUUUCUUGGGCUGGUUCAACUCGUUUGUUAACCUCACAUCUUCAACAUCUUAUUCUUCUUCCUUUUUUUUUGUGUUUUCAGACGCCUUUGGAAGGUCUCUCAGUGGCGCAAAAAAAGAAAAGAAAAGAAAAAAAAAAAAAAAGAGACGAUUUGAAGAAAGCAAAUGAGGUUGGAUUUCAAAAACAACCCAUUUCCGUUUUCAUCAUUCUCCCCUGCUCACAAGCGCAAUCAUGCGUUUGUGAAAUUUUUUGUGUGUUGUCUCUUGUUCGGUCUCGUUUUCCGCUUCUUUUUCUCGAGCUCUAUCCAAUUGUCUUCGGACUCUGCUGAUCCAGUUGACCUGGAAGGGACCUUGCCACCUUCCGUCGGUCUUCCGCCGGCCUUCGAAAAACUUCCGGUGACUGAGAUCCAGGAUACGCCGUCGGUUUCUGAUCAUUUUCGGGUCACUGAAACUCAAAGUUCUCUGAAUAUUGAAGAAUGCGACUUAUUUACGGGGCAUUGGAUCCCAAAUCCUUCCGGUCCAUUUUACUCUAACGAGAGCUGCCGUGAAAUUGAAGCUCAUCAGAAUUGUAUGACAAACGGGCGCCCUGAUUCGGGGUAUCUUUACUGGAGGUGGAAGCCACGCGACUGCGAGUUGCCCAAGUUUGAUGCCGGGAAGUUUCUUCGUUUGAUGAGGAAUAAAUCAUGGGCCUUCAUCGGUGAUUCAAUCCAACGUAAUCAUGUCCAGUCGCUACUUUGCACUCUGUCACAGGUGGAACAAGCCAUUGAUGUCUACCACGACGAGUAUUACAGAUCCAGAAAGUGGCAUUUUCCCUCUCACAACUUCACCCUUUCAGUGAUUUGGACCCCCUUCCUUAUAAAAGCUGCCAUUUUCGAAGACAUAAAUGGAGUUUCAUCCGCUGAUAUUCAACUUCAUCUUGACAAGCUCGAUUCAUUAUGGACCAAACAAUACAAGAAUUUUGAUUACAUGAUAAUUGCUGGUGGGAAGUGGUUUCUCAAAACAGCGAUCUACUAUGAGAAUGAAGCGAUCAAGGGCUGCCAUUCCUGCCAAGGUAAGAAUUUGAAGGAGCUGGGAUUUGAAUAUGCUUAUCGCAAAGGACUGCAGCUUAUCUACAACUUCAUAACAAGCUCAAAACACAAAGCAUACGUGUUCUUUAGAACCGCCACGCCGGAUCACUUUGAGAAUGGAGAGUGGUUCAGCGGGGGUUACUGCAACAGAAGUGCGCCAUUCAAAGAAGGGGAAAUUGAUAUAAGCAGCCUUGACGCAGCAAUGCGAAACAUCGAGUUGGAAGAGUUCGAGAAGGCAGCAUCCAUGGCAGCCGAAAAAGGGGUCUCCUUGAAGCUGUUGGACACAACCCGGCUUUCAUUGUUGAGGCCUGACGGGCACCCGGGAGUGUACAGGCAGUUCCAGCCCUUUGCCAAGGAUAAAAAUGCAAAAGUUCAGAAUGAUUGCCUGCAUUGGUGCUUGCCUGGGCCGAUAGAUUCAUGGAACGACUUGAUGAUGAAAAUGUUGUCCAGUGGUCAAGAACUAUGACAGCUGACGAGCAGAGCCAACUUCUCGUCGGCCCUCAGCAGGGAUGGAGAUAUUGUGAUUUCGGGGUUCUUGUGAUCUGAUCUGAAUGCAAUCUGGUAUAUUCAAAAGGGCAUGCUUUGCAGAAAUUGUACUGUAAUUGGAGCUGCAAUGAGUUGAGCGCUUGAAGAUGGCAAGAAGGAAGCGAAUGAGUAGCCAUAGACGGCAAAAACAUACUGGCUUUCUUCAUUUCAGACCCAUAUCAAGAAUCUGAAGAACGAAUUUGCUCGGUAUACAGUGAUGAAUUUCUGUAAAGCAUUGUGCUUAGUUUUCACUUUGGUGAUUGUUGUAAGCAUGUCCAUUUUUCAGAAUGAAAUUAGAUGUGGCUUAAUUUACAUUUCGUUUGAGGCCAUAUUGUGUGGUUCUAUUUUUGAAA